Monosiga brevicollis MX1 is the source of this 555-nucleotide messenger RNA. RefSeq lists its product as uncharacterized. The record is from RefSeq and is a predicted model, not a curated record. Lineage: Eukaryota; Choanoflagellata; Craspedida; Salpingoecidae. The transcript has 5 exons. The coding region runs from base 1 to 555 and encodes 184 amino acids.
AUGAUCAUCUGCAUCGGUCCCAUCUGCAUCCCGCUCUGGGGCUUGCUGCCCCUGAUUGCCGCCUUCCUGGCCCCGUACUGGGCCAAGCUCAAACAGUGGCUGGGCUGGACUGCACCGCCAGAGACCCCGACGGCCGCCACAACCGCCACAGAAGGCGAUGCAUCCAGCGAACAAGAUGCACCGGCUACUAGCCUGGAGGAUGAGCCAGCAGCAAUGCCCCCGACUGCCGUGCGUCGAAUUGACAGUGAGGAUGACUGGGCGGCCUGCAAGGCCGAAGCUCAAAGCCAUGGCUGGGUGAUGGUGGUUGACUUUGGGGCCACCUGGUGCAAGCCAUGCCAGGCUUUGAAGCCAGCCUUUCACAGCGCCGCAGCUAAGCGUCGAGCCCUUUUUGUCGAAGUUGAUGUUGACGAUACCCCAGAGAUCGCCGAAGAGUACCAAGUUGCUGCCCUGCCAACCGUGCUCAUCCUGCGCGACGGCAAAGAGGUGACCAAAAAGACGGGCCCCAACGCCGAUAGCUUGACCGCGCUUGUGAAUGAGCACGCCACCGCCAGGUGA